UCUAUAUAUAAGUAUUCUAUAAACAAAGUACUGUGACAGUGAGCUGUAAAUUGAUUGUAAAUCUGAUAUGUAUUUGGUAGUAUUUUAGUUUUUCAUUGUUUGCUAUAUUAUCCAAUAUGACAGUUUUAGUAGAUUUUAUUAUUGUUGGUGUUAUUAUGUGUAGGAGUGUUCUUCGUUGUUUUACCCAAUUCCAAUCUGCUGCCUCUUUGCAAGCGUGUGGAUGUCAAGCUAUUGCAUGUCUUGCUAUGUCAGAUCAAAACAGAGCUAUGCUACUAGAGCAUGGUAACGCUGGUGUCUUACUACUAUCCGCUUUGAAUAUGCAUCGAGAUGACAUCACUGUGCAGGAAAAUGCAUGCAAAGCUAUCAGUUAUGUUGUACGAUCUGAUGAAUGUUAUCAGCUAGAGGUAGUUCAAAACACUGAACUCAUGUCAUGGUUGCUGACAACAUUGUCUAUGCACAAUAAUGAUGAAGAGGUUGUUGAACAAUGUUUUUGGGCAUUACGAACACUUGCAUCUACAGAGGAAGCACAGAGACUUCUUGUGAACUUUAGUUGGGACCCUCCAAUUUAUGAGUUGGCUGUAAAGGCUCUUGACAACGAAAGUUUUUGCUCAGAAGAAGGAGUGUUGUCUUCUGCAUGUGGUCUGCUUGAGGCAUUGUGUUCUAGUGGUAAGUGCACGUUGGUCAUUCGUUAA
Molecule: messenger RNA, 692 nt
Organism: Corticium candelabrum
Lineage: Eukaryota; Metazoa; Porifera; Homoscleromorpha; Homosclerophorida; Plakinidae
Exons: 3
Coding region: 117-692 (191 amino acids)
Source: RefSeq, a predicted model, not a curated record